AUGUGCAAGGCCCUGGACCGCAUCUCCCAAUCGCCCUUCACGCGUAGGAUAGAGGGGGCUGAGCUUCCUCAGCGAUUCCACCAACCCGCUUUUGCUAUAUAUAAUGGUCGGACGGACCCAGUAAAGCACGUUAGCCAGUUCAACCAGAGGAUGGCCAUCCAUUCCAGGGACGAGGUGUUGAUGUACAAAGUGUUUUCGUCCAGCUUGGGACCCAUAGCGAUGAGAUGGUUUGAUGGCCUCAAGCCAAACUCCAUAAACUCUUUUAAGCAACUGACACAGGCUUUCAAUUCUCGCUUCAUAACUAGUAGCAGAGUCCCUCGGCCCCUAGAUUCCCUUCUAUCCUUGUCCAUGCGAGAAGGAGAGACCCUGAAGGCCUACUCAGACAGAUAUUGGGAAAUAUAUAAUGAGAUAGAGGGAAAUUACGAUAACGUCACCAUUAGCACAUUUAAGAGGGGCCUGCCGAUAGAGCAUGGUUUGAGAAAGUCCUUGACUGGGAAACCGGUCAAUAGCGUGCGCCAACUCAUGGACAGAAUCGACAAAUACAAGAGAGUUAAAGAAGACCAACAAACAGGGAAGGGCAAAGCGAAGGUUGUCCCUCAGGAGAGGAGGGACUUCAGGUCGGACUGGUUUAACAACAGUAAUCGGCCGAGAAGGGAUUACUCGGAGCAGUCUGGAUCCACAGGGGCACAGGCAGUCCAUGCUGUAUUCCGAGAACCAUUACACAAGAUCUUGGAGAAAGUGAAGAACGAAUCGUUCUUUCAAUGGCCGAGCAAGAUGGCAGGUGAUCCCGCGAAACGUAACCAGAAUCUGUAUUGCGCGUAUCACCAAGAGACAGGCCACGCCACCGAUGAUUGCAGAAAUUUGAAAAACCACUUGGACCGGCUGGUCCGAGAGGGGAAGUUGCGACAUUUGCUGCAUCACCCUGUCGGAUGGCAAAAGCAGUCGAACAUUAAAACGAGGCAAAGCACAUUGAGACCACUCGUUGGCACGAUACAAGUCCUUCCCGCCCCUAUCCUUUCAGAGUAA
Molecule: messenger RNA, 1026 nt
Organism: Quercus lobata
Lineage: Eukaryota; Viridiplantae; Streptophyta; Magnoliopsida; Fagales; Fagaceae
Exons: 1
Coding region: 1-1026 (341 amino acids)
Source: RefSeq, a predicted model, not a curated record